AUGGAGCGGGAGAAUUACACCAGAAGAGUGAGUGAAUUUGUCCUCCAGGGUUUGUCCCAAAGUCCAGAACACCAGCACUUCCUGUUUGUCAUCUUUCUGUUCAUCUACUUAGCUACGUGGCUUGGAAAUCUCACAAUAAUCAUCACUGUGAUCUGUGACUGUCAUCUUCACACCCCUAUGUACUUUCUUUUGGCUAACUUGGCUUUGCUGGAGCUUUCUGAAUCCACAGUCACAGCACCGAAGUUGUUGCAAAUUCUCCUUUCUCAGCACAAAACCAUCUCCUACACUAACUGUAUUAUUCAGAUGUUCAGCAUCCACUUCAUUGGUGGUACCGUCGUUUCUUUUCUUGUGGUGAUGGCAGCUGAUAGGUACCUGGCUAUUCAUAAACCAUUGCAAUAUAUGACUAUCAUGACCCGGAACAUGUGUUUGAAGGUAAUGGUAGGCACUUGGACAGUUGCUUUCAUUCAUACCAUUACUGUGAUGUCAAUGGUAAUUCAAUUACCAUUCUGUGGUCCCAACAUACUUGACAAUUUCUAUUGUGAUAUCCCGCAGGUGGUCCAGUUAGCCUGCACAGACACCUACUUUGUUGAGCUGUUUAUUAUUACCAACAAUGGACUGGCUAUUACAGGGGUCUUUACUGUAUUGCUCUUUUCAUAUACUGUCCUCUUGUUUAAGAUAAGAAACCAUCUCUCCGAAGGAAAGCACAAAGCUAUUUCCACUUGCGUGGCCCAAAUCACAGUGGUGUGCUUGCACUUCAUCCCAUGUGCCUUUGUUUACGAUCAGCCUUUUCAAAAAUUUCCAGAAGAUAAAUUUGUCUCUGUCAUCUACACAGUUAUUUCACCUGUGUUGAAUCCAAUCAUCUAUACUUUAAGAAACACAGAGAUGAAAAAUGCCAUUAGGAGAUUAACAGGCAAGAUAUUUUUCUCCCAUAGGAAUGUAAAGAUGAAGCAUGUAUUGCCUGUAAAAUAG
This is a messenger RNA of Euleptes europaea (tarantolino), 969 nucleotides long. Its product is annotated as olfactory receptor 4D9-like. The record is from RefSeq and is a predicted model, not a curated record. Lineage: Eukaryota; Metazoa; Chordata; Lepidosauria; Squamata; Sphaerodactylidae. Gene Ontology annotation, molecular function: G protein-coupled receptor activity; olfactory receptor activity. Gene Ontology annotation, cellular component: membrane. The transcript has a single exon. Gene Ontology annotation, biological process: G protein-coupled receptor signaling pathway. Bases 1 to 969 code for a protein of 322 amino acids.